GUUCCCGCUGACAACUUGACUUCCAGUUCCCGUACAAAUUUAUUGACGUUUAAGAAAAUGUAAAUAAAGAGCAUGUAGUAUUUAAAUAUGAACUAUAACUAACUUAACAAGGGAAUUUAGUGAAAAAGAACCAUGGCUGAAAAGAAAUUUGGCGGUGCACCAUUUGGAACACAGACUGCAAGAUUUGACGUGUCUGGUGUUCAUCCAAAAAGUAAAUAUCCAGGAACCUUCACAGAAAUUCCAUAUGAUAAAAAAUCAACAGAUGACCUUAAAAGAAAGCUUGGGCCUGGAGCUUAUGAUGUCAGCCAUGGUGGUUUUAGUAAAAAGUCUGUAGAAUUACGAGCAGAUGGACCUGGGUGGUCAAGACAAUAUGAAGUAGAAAAAUUAGCUGCAUUACCUCACCUACUUAAUAAAGAUCAAUGGGAAAUGAAGAGGAUGUUGGUGAGGAAACUGGGUCCAGGUUCAUAUGAUAUUAAAGAUUUUGUUGAGGCAUCAGAUGAAAAACCAAGAAGUAAAUUUGGAAUAUGCCAAACUCUCUCACAAAGAUUCAGAGAAAAAACUGUUAUUGACACACCAGGCCCAGGAACGUAUGGUGAUGGUGGUAUCCCACAUGCUGCCAAAGAAGAUAAAGAGCAAAAAUCAACCAGCACAAUAGGAAUGUUAGAUGCUAAGUCUUCAUCCAAAAGAAACCUACCAACUGUAGGUUCACAACUUGGUCCUGGUACCUAUGAGUUUAAAAGUUUUGCUGAUCAGACAACUGGAAAGGUGACCAGCUUACGAGGACCAUAUGAUCUGUUUUCUGGAGAUAGAAACAAACCAAUUUCAGAUGGACAUUUUGCUGCACCGAAAUUAGCCAAUCUUGGUCCCGGCCAAUACAACCUCAGAUCUUUUGCUGAUGAUUGGGGAACAAUACACAGAAAGAGACAUGGCAAAUUCGGUAAAGUUGACAGAACUCCAAAAAUUCCAACAGAAAGGAUAUUUUGUAGUACCCUUCAGCAAUGUCCUAAAGAGGAGAAUACUCCAGGUCCAGGUCGUUAUGAGCCUGGUGAACUAUCUAAACCAGAAUCAGUUAAUGCUCCAGGAUUUUUAUCUACAUCUAAAAGAAAUGAUAAACUUUCACAGAAAUUCUUUACAAGAAACUUUAACCCUGUGGGUCCAGGUCGUUAUGAUGUACAGAAGUUUGAUGAAGCACAGCAUCGUAAUGGCACUGAAAGUGUUUUCAAAUCAAAAACAGGAAAAUUGUCUCUAGCUAUGGAUAAAUUCCUUCAAGAAAGAGUAAGAGCCAAGGAUGUCAGAUUAGAGGACAGGGUCUUCCUUGUAACACCUGAAAAACCAGAAAGCUACAUGAAAAGGACAAAAACUCAGAUGAACUAUAACCCUAGAGCAGAUUUCGUGUCCCAGCGAGCUGUUACAAAAAACAAGACAGCUGCAUAGAAAAUUUAGUUUUCUGAAGACUUGGAGAAGGUUUUAACCAGUAGAUUUUCAAGUGCUUUGUUAAUAUAUAAUACGAACUUUUAAAAGGAAUAGAAAAGGGUGCUUUUCUUGCAUUUGUGUCAAUUGCAGAAUUGAAUAAUUUUCUAUACUGCAAAAUUAAUUUGAUAAAAUUAUUGAUUUGUAAUUGAUGAAAAUUUAUAAAUAUUUACAUUCAAAUAAUGAGAAAUUUGCAUUUGUUAUUACCAUUAUAUUUUCAUGGCAAUAAAGAUCUAAUCCUGGAACAAAUUUUUUAUUGAAAUCUAAUAAAAAGAAAUGUACUGUACUAUCAAUAAUGGGAAAGAUUUUGUCUAGGAGAAAACAAUGGUAUAAAACAGGAUUUUCUUAGAUUUUACAAGUUAUAUAAUCACUGCCACACAUAAGUUUAGAGUUUAACAAUGACAGCUACUGCCUGGACUUGUUAAUCAUAUGUAGAUUAGUUUGCUCUUUGUUCAAAUCCUAACAGGAAUUUAUGUUAAUUGCUUGUGCUUAUUUAGUCGUGUGGUUAAUAAUUGGAUAUAAGCAUUGUUUCAGGAGGGAAAAAAAAGUUUCACCAUUACUUUUACAAUGGUACCUGUCACAUCUGUAAAAAAGUCUGCUUCAGGGAUCAUUUGUAUUGGGGAAAAUUCAGAAAACCAGGAAUUAAUCUGCUAACAUCAUAAUAUGCUGUUUUUCUUUCCAUUUUGUGUGGAAAAUAUAAAAAAAGAAUGUCUUCCUGUCUUAUCUGAUGUUUUAAUUUGUACCGUAUUUAUUUUUACUUAAAUCUCACCUCUUAACGGACAAUGUGAUAUAAUUUUUCAUUUCCCCUUUAAUGUGGCAUUGUGAAAUGGACUAUUCACCCCUUUGUAACUGGUUAUGAAUUAAAUAUCAGUAUUUUGUAUGUUUUAUUUUUGUAUAAUGUAUUUUAAUCAUGUUAUUUUCCCGGAGAUGUACAAAGAAUCUUAUUUGUUCCAUAGUAUUUUAUGGACAGUAUUUUAAAAGCUGUGAUAGUUUUAGUUAAUCUGCUGUUUUAUCUUCCAUGCACAGUAUUAUUUGUUUAUUUGUUUGCAAUAUGAAUAUAUUAAGAAUAUAUUUUUAUCACUGUAUAUUUUAUAUUUUAUUGUACUUUUCCGUUGCUUUUAUAUAAAAUGUAUAGAGGUUGUUAUUUUAUAAGAAUGAUAAAACUUAUUUGUUUAAACAGGUAUUAAGUAACAGUAUUACAACUGUUUAUGCUAAUUUGAAUUUUCUAUUUAAAGUUGUUUUUGUUCUUUACUUUUCCAGGACACUUCAAGUUAUAUCUUAAGUUUAGUCUUGAAAUGUUUUAGAACAUAUUACUGAAUUCAAAGAAUGACUUAAAAUUUUCAUUUGUAUGAAUUUUGAGAUUUACAUUAAAUUAACAUCCAGAGAUCAGUUUUACUUUAUA
Mytilus californianus (California mussel) is the source of this 2872-nucleotide messenger RNA. Its product is annotated as lymphocyte expansion molecule-like. NCBI's taxonomy places the organism in Eukaryota, Metazoa, Mollusca, Bivalvia, Mytilida, Mytilidae. Bases 133 to 1434 code for a protein of 433 amino acids. The record is from RefSeq and is a predicted model, not a curated record. The transcript is spliced from 11 exons.